Molecule: messenger RNA, 3667 nt
Organism: Rhinolophus ferrumequinum (greater horseshoe bat)
Lineage: Eukaryota; Metazoa; Chordata; Mammalia; Chiroptera; Rhinolophidae
Gene: STAR
Product: steroidogenic acute regulatory protein
Exons: 7
Coding region: 107-964 (285 amino acids)
Biological process (GO): steroid biosynthetic process; regulation of steroid biosynthetic process; intracellular cholesterol transport
Cellular component (GO): mitochondrial intermembrane space; mitochondrion
Molecular function (GO): cholesterol binding; cholesterol transfer activity
Source: RefSeq, a predicted model, not a curated record
CCCAGCACAGCUGCAGGACCGAGGAAGACCUUGACAGGCCCAGGCAGGACAGAGGCCACCCCUGAGAGCAGAGGCACGAGCAGAGGCUACCAGCUGCCAGGAAACAAUGCUCCUAGCAAUGUUUAAGCUGUGUGCGGGCAGCUCCUACAGACACGCGCGCAACAUGAAGGGGCUAAGACACCAAGCUGUGCUGGCUCUUGGCCAGGAGCUGAACCGGAGGGCUCUGGGAGGCCCGACCCCAAGUGCAUGGAUUAACCAGGUCCGGCGCCGGAGCUCUCUGCUGGGUUCUCGGCUGGAGGACACUCUCUACAGCGACCAGGAACUGGCCUAUAUCCGGCAGGGAGAGGAAGCCAUGCAGAAGGCCCUGGGUAUUCUCAGCAGCCCGGAUGGCUGGAAGAAGGAGAACCAGCAGGUCAAUGGGGACAAAGUGCUGAGUAAAGUGGUCCCGGACGUGGGCAAGGUAUUCCGGCUGGAGGUGGUGCUGGACCAACCCAUGGAGAGGCUUUAUGAAGAGCUUGUGGAACGUAUGGAGGCGAUGGGAGAGUGGAACCCGAAUGUCAAGGAGAUCAAGGUCCUUCAGAAGAUUGGAAAAGACACAAUGAUCACCCAUGAGCUGGCUGCAGAAUCAGCAGGAAACCUCGUGGGGCCCCGGGACUUCGUGAGCGUGCGCUGUGCGAAGCGCCGAGGCUCUACCUGUGUGUUGGCUGGCAUGGCCACACAUUUCAGGGAGAUGCCAGAGCAGAAAGGUGUCAUCAGAGCUGAGCACGGUCCCACGUGCAUGGUGCUCCAUCCUCUGCCUGGAAGUCCUUCCAAGACCAAACUUACCUGGCUGCUCAGCAUUGACCUCAAGGGAUGGCUGCCAAAGACGAUCAUCAACCAGGUCCUAUCCCAGACCCAGGUGGACUUCGCCAAUCAUCUGCGCAAUCGCCUGGAGUCCAGCACUGCUCCUGAAGCCAGCUGUUGAAGCCCAGCCUGCUGCUCCCAAUUGUUCCAGCUGCAUCGGCUUGCAUGCUCAGCAGGAAAACCCCUCCCAGAAGCCUGCAAGUCUGAGAUCCUCACCUGGGAACAGUGGGAUGGGUUGGCAGUGUAUUUCCAGUAUAAUGCUAGGACUCAGAUUGGUAAAAUUUUAGUGCCAAGACAAUAGGGAAGAGGCUCUUAGAUAAUGGAGAGCCUUCUAACUUCACUCACUGAUUAGCUGCAAAAUGAAGGUUAAGGGUCCCAAAGUAUUUUUAAAACUUCUCUGGGCCCUUACACGUCUACCUAAAAACAUCUUGAAAUGCUACUAGCUGCGAGCGGGUGCAGAGGGUGCUAAAUGCAAGGAUUGGGACCUCACACUGUAUGGGCUCCAGAGCGCCAUUCCCUGCAGGCAGUGUGUGUGGACAUAGCAGGGUCUUACAGGAAGAGGGGCUCCAGCAAGGCUCCGCUCAAGCAAGCAAGGGGCUACUCCAAGGUGCAGGCCACUCCCCCUAGCAGGUGCCUUCCAAACCUCGUCCAAGUUUUCUUGAUGAAAAAAUACAAAAUUAUUAGACUGGUUCCCCUACUUCUCCCAUGAGCACCAGUCAGAAUAAAGAAUUGUAAUUAAUACAAAAGCUACAUUCUGUACCUGUUUUAAAAUUCUACUCUUAAGAAAUCUAUUUGAGUAAAUUGCAACUUCAUACUAUAGGAGUCCUGGACCAAAAUUUGAAUUAAAUUGAAUCCCUUAGCUCACUAACAGGAAAAACUUCUGGGGACUUACAUCAAUUAUUUAGAAUGUCACCAGAAUCAUUCAUAAAAAUUUAAUUUCCACAAUAAGCACAAGCCUAAAUCAGCUCUUAACUCUAUAACUGGUAGCUGAUUAAAGGGCACUGGAAAAUGAAGAUUAUGACUGAGGAUUUUUUAUUUACCUAAUUAAAAGGAGGGAUAAUGCCAAACAUGAGUGAAUGAUAAUAGUAAGAUAAAGUUGAAAACAAAUUUCAUUUUCCCAUUAGUGAUUGUUUAGACCUAAAAUGGCAAUUGAAUCUUUAAAUCAGAGUCUAUUAUAUCAGCUCUCAGCUUGGCUCAGGGCUGCCAAUUUCUCUGCUUUAAUAGGUCAACAUUUUACUAUUGUGAGAGGAGAUGGCUGGAAGAAGGGGUAAUAUGGUGAUAGUGAAUUCCCUUUCUAAGAUUCAGAGAAUUUAUGCUUUGAAACAUAAAUUAGGAUGGCAUUAUUUUGCUAAAAUGUAUACGUAAGAUGAAAAACCAAACAUUACCACUUGAAGCUUUCCCAGUCUAGUGCUAAUAGUGUUGCUGAUUUUUACCAUUUGGAAAUAGAGCUCUAUCUUGUUUAUUUAACAAAUUAGCAGUAGUGGGAAUGCUGGUAUUUAUUGAGAUAUUAAAAUUUUACAACUGAUGGAGGUAUUUAUUAUUAUUUAUUCAGAUUGUUUCUUAGAGUAGUCUACUUUUGGCAAAGAUAAAAUGAUUGCUUAUCCAUCCAGAAGCUUCAGAGCCAGAAGGGAUAGUUAUAAUAAUGUGUCUAGAACAGGAGUAUCAUUUACUCCCAGCUAACAGAAAAUGGUUGUUUAAAGAUGUGUAAAGCAAUAUAUAUUCUGGUUUCAAAAGACAAUAGGCUUAUAGUAAAGAUAUGGGCUUUCAACAAACACCAUGGUUUUGAGCUCGACUGUAAUUUGCCAACUGUGUCUUUGAGAUGACUGGGGAGAUAGUCUCCCACUUGUUUAAUUUUAUAAUGGAAUAAAAUAAGUUGUGAUGAUCUGCUUACAGAAACCAUUUUAUACAGGACUAUAUGAAGAGUGGGUAUUUUGAGCCCUUCAAAUGAAACCACACACACACACGGAAUAUGAAGUAUACAGAGGGAAAAACCAUUAUUUCUGUAACCUCUGAUUUAUGAAAGCCAAGUGUACAAAAAAGUAAUUUUAGCAUUUAAAUGGAGUACAUAUGUAAUAUUUUUAUAUUUGAUAUAAUUAUGUAUUUGGUAAUUUACAUUGAAGAAUUUACGUGCAACUUCCCCUAAAUUACACCACCCUCAGCUUCUUAUAGUUCUCCAAACUCUGAUGACCCAGAGCUUUAUAAGCAAGUCUGCCCUUUAAGACCAGCCACGAAUGAUUGGUUUCCGGGGGUGACAGGCAGGACUCCAGCCUGUGAUCAUCCUGACUCAGUGUUAGGUUUCCUGUUAAGAGACGUGGAAUGGCCAAAACAAAGAGCCUGGGUGAUUUAUUAGGAGACAAAUAUAUUAGUCAAAGCUACUGUGUUAAGAUACCAAUAGUCACUGGAAAUUCAGGAAAUUUCUUAAACAGGCAUAAUAUACGGUGAUUCUUGGCAACACAUCACCUACCUUGUGGUGAACCACUCUGCUUAUUAACCUAGGUAGAAAGUCCUAUGUAGGAGAGUUGUUGGGGCCAUCCUGGGAGGGCUGUACUGUCAUUGAUGAGUUAGGGAAAGCACAAAGGGACCCUAGGGAAAGGCUCAUCAUUCUUACACUCUAGUUUUUAGUAUUCUGAAAACUGCCCUUUAAUCACCUGCUAUUGCAAAGGAAGAUAAGCAAGGCAGGAAAACAAGCUGCACUAUUAACACACAUGUCCACAGAGAAGAACUAGAGUGAGACUAUUAACCCUGCACUCUUGUUCUCCUCGAGUCUGAUUUUCACAGGAUAAAGGGGGUGGUUGAGUUGGCUGGAGAGAAGGGAAGCAACAGA